This is a messenger RNA of Triticum dicoccoides, 1092 nucleotides long. Its product is annotated as disease resistance protein Pik-2-like. Lineage: Eukaryota; Viridiplantae; Streptophyta; Magnoliopsida; Poales; Poaceae. The record is from RefSeq and is a predicted model, not a curated record. The transcript has a single exon. The annotation marks the transcript as partial.
AUUGUAGCACUUCUUCCAUAUUUGGCAAAGUCAUCUCAGUGGCAGCUAAUGAAGGUGCUGGAUCUAGAAGGUUGCAGAGGCUUAAAGAAGCAACAUUUGAAGAUCAUCUGUAAAAUAAUAUUGCUGAAGUACUUAAGCCUCAGGAACACAGAUAUCACUGAACUACCGAAGAAAAUCGAGAAGCUGCAAUGCCUGGAGACCUUGGACAUCCGGCAAACAACGGUACGGGCCUUCGCCACAAAAUCAGUCAUGCUUCCAAUGCUAAAGCAUCUAUUCGCUGGUCAGGCUGAGUCUCCAAGCAACAUCACUGAUAGGUCUCAGGAUUUGUUUACGGCCGUGCGCCUUCCGAGCAGCAUCAGAAGAAUGAAUCAGUUGGAGACACUGUCACAUGUUGAAGUUUCCCACAGUGUUAAUGAUUUAACUGGUGUUGGUCAUCUAUUACAGCUGAGGAAACUGGGUGUGAUUCUCCAGGGUAAGAAAGGUGGCCUGAGUUAUCUAUUUCAACAGAUCGAAAAAUUACAUGGUUGCCUUCGCUCCUUGUCUAUUCAGAUCAACGAACCGGUUUCUCAAACUGAGGAUACUCUUAGCUCAGAGGAGGUGGUCACAUUAGCCUCCCCUCCAAACCUUCUUCAAAGCUUAAACAUUAGCGGCAUCACAAGUGGGUUUCUACUCUGGAUUGCAGAGCUCGAUCAACUUACCAAGAUAACACUGAGCCAGACUUACCUAGGGGAAGAUGAUAUAUGCAUCCUCGGCAAGCUUGCAGCUCUGCGCUGCCUCAGGCUUCGGCGCAGUUCAUACGCCGGCAGCGGGCUCACAUUCAAGCAAGAAGAGUUCAAGAUCCUCAGGUCCUUGGUCGUUGAUGAUGGUACCAUCACCGACAUUAUCUUUGACACUGGAGCCGCUCCCAAGCUGGAGAGGAUUGUGUGGUCCUUUGCCAAAAUGGAGUCUAUUUGUGGACUCCUCCGCCUUCCCAAAUUGAAGAAUGUCGAGCUCAAUGGUGACUGCGACCCAGAUCCAGUGAGACUAGCACUUGAAAAGCACCCCAACCUUCCUGAUUUCAAGCACAAGCCACACCAGGGGCAACAAGAAGAU